Molecule: messenger RNA, 1589 nt
Organism: Aplysia californica (California sea hare)
Lineage: Eukaryota; Metazoa; Mollusca; Gastropoda; Aplysiida; Aplysiidae
Product: protein RD3
Source: RefSeq, a predicted model, not a curated record
UUUCCUCAUUAGACAGAGCUUGAAUGCAUUUCCUGGUUUGAUGUGACCCGACACAGCAUUCUAAUGAGUAAUCAGCUGCUGUUUGCCGAUCGUAUCGUCAACGUAUUUCCCUGAUGCUUCUUGAGACAGGUGUGGACUACAGCUGGCUCAUGGAAUCGAACCCCAAGAUCUACGAGAUGCCUCAGAUGGAGCGGUUGGAGCUGGAGGAGCUGUGCUACAAAGUGACGGGCCCGGAGUGCACGCAGAUUAUCUCCCUGUUCCGUGACGCGAUGAGCCGCGACCCACGUGUGGAGGACCUGCCCUACAUCAUGAGGUCGUGUGUGAAAAAGACUCUGGACGAGCGACCGAGCCAGGAAUCCCUAGCGGAGUGGGUCGCCAAACGAACGCCCAGUUUGGCAAAUUUCUCCGCGUUAAGACUGAAACCGCCUGGCAAAGUGGUUCCGUCGUCGUCUGCCGAGGCAGAGGAUAUUGAGAUGCAGAGCAACCGAGGGGAGGAGAGGAAGUCACGGGCGAUGAGCAUGCCAAAUUUUUCCGUGAGAGACGAAGGAGCGGCUUAUCCUGUAUGAGAUUUGGAGAAAUCACGAGGAAGGGGCGUAGAAUGUGUACCAUUAUAAGUGCAGUACUCGUAAUCAAAUGAUAAUAGUUUCUCCAUCAUGAAAUGAUGAUAACCCUAUUAACAUCCAAGGAAGAAGUGAAGAUAAAAGACGUCGUGCUAGCUACCACAGAUAAUAGCAUGAUGAAGAGUGAAACAUUCAGGAAGUAAUAGCACACAGGUUAUAUUGAUCACAGCCGCCACCACUUGCCACAACUAGCAGCGAUGCUUCUAUGUCGCAGUCGUCGGGUCGACAGCGUGACAGAAUGAUGCAAGAAGCACAUCCUGCCAUAAUUCUCACGAUCGAGUCAGUGUUGAUGUUUGAGACGCCAACAGCUGUUUCCCAUUGUCUGGUUGUUUUGUGCGUCUGUUUUCCGUGAAGAGAGAAGCUGAGAAACACAAUGGCCGUCCAGUGUAGGGCAAAACCAAGGCACAAGUGCAGAAACAACAGAGAGAAAGAAAAGAAGUAUGGUAACAUAUACAAUUUUCGCAAUGGAAUGAUUCUUUUGUCUACAAAUCAUACUUUCUCUAUUCUUACUGUAUUGUGCUGGCAAAUAACAUAAAACAAAACUGUAUAAAAUGUACUUAAACUUGAGAUGUAAAAAUUGUAAGAUGUAUAUCUGCAUUACCUAUUGUUUCAUAUAGUAUGUCCUUCAGGCCUGCCAACAAGCUUGUAAAGUGAGAAAGGACAUUUUGCCAAUCCCUGUGUCUCUGCAGGAGAAAAUAUACGAGCCAACGGAUAGGCUACAGAACACUGCCAAAUUCUAAGCUAAAUCUGGCUUUCAAGUGGAAAGGCGUACGAAAAAUAAUCUGGCUCCCUUUGAUAUGUGCCUUAUUACAUAUUAUAGCUCUUGGGCUCCGUCCCAAAAUGCACACAAAUAUAAUCUAAACCAUUGAUCUCAAACUCAAACCUCCGGGCAACCGCUGGGGGUAGAGUCUGGGCGAGCCUGGGCAACAUCAAGUAUUGUGCACACAACAAAGGUUUCAAGUGUUUUUG